UAUUAUAAAAGGCCAAGCACCCUUUUCCAAGCAGUCCCAAGUUUCAAAGCCUAAGCAUCAUCUCUAAUGGAGUUUCACCUUACUCUCCUCCUCCUGCUUUUGUUCAUCGGCAUGGUUCAGGUCUUAUCAGAGGCCAUGGCUGAAGAGCAGAAACAUGCCCGGGUGGUGAAAGGACCAACAAGAAAGCUUUUUCGAUUCGUUGAUUGUGGGGGGUUGUGCCAGGCGAGGUGCAGUAUACUCUCGAGGCAGAACGUGUGUAAAAGAGCAAGCGGAACCUGCUGCGCCCGGUGCAGAUGUGUGCCGCCGGGCACCUCGGGCAACAGGGAAAGGUGCGGGAGAUGCUAUACUGAUAUGAGAACACAUGGAAACAAGUUCAAGUGCCCUUGAUUUUCCCAUCUGAUGAACUAAGAAACCUCUUGUCGCUGUGAUCAAAUGUGUGUAAUUUCAUGUUUAUGGAGUUUGAUGUUUUUUAUGUGGUGGUUUGUAAGAGUUAAUACCAGUUCUUGUUUGUUUGUACCUUCAAGAGUUCAAGUUCCAUCUUCUUGUAGUAUAAUCUGUACUGUUGUGUACUAAUUCAG
Molecule: messenger RNA, 578 nt
Organism: Hibiscus syriacus
Lineage: Eukaryota; Viridiplantae; Streptophyta; Magnoliopsida; Malvales; Malvaceae
Product: snakin-2-like
Exons: 3
Coding region: 67-387 (106 amino acids)
Source: RefSeq, a predicted model, not a curated record